Messenger RNA from Stegostoma tigrinum, 1988 nucleotides. RefSeq names its product thymidine phosphorylase (gene tymp). The transcript is spliced from 13 exons. The record is from RefSeq and is a predicted model, not a curated record. Gene Ontology annotation, cellular component: cytosol. NCBI's taxonomy places the organism in Eukaryota, Metazoa, Chordata, Chondrichthyes, Orectolobiformes, Stegostomatidae. Gene Ontology annotation, biological process: pyrimidine nucleobase metabolic process; pyrimidine nucleoside metabolic process. Gene Ontology annotation, molecular function: pyrimidine-nucleoside phosphorylase activity; 1,4-alpha-oligoglucan phosphorylase activity. Bases 344 to 1684 code for a protein of 446 amino acids.
CACAUUGGCUAUACGUUCCUAUUCAGAGCCGCUACUUACGUUUUCUGCUCUGUAGCGGGCUGGUCCAGGUUUCAAUGUAGUGUCUCCCGGAAUGGUAUUGCGUUCUACUAUGGUGUAUUUGGGUGCUCUGUUUUUGAACACAUCAGUAUCUACGUGUUUGUAAGCACACGGCCCUGGAGUCUGCAAUUAAAGGGGAAUCAGCUCUGGAAUCAAAUCUAUUGACGUACCAAAUAUUUGAAUCUAUUCCUGGAGAACACAGAUGUUGAAGAAGAACAUCUCGACAAGAUCAAUGGAUACCCCUGCAACUUCAUCCACAGAUGCCUAGCCAACAGACCCAAAGGAAAUGUAUACCAGCCAAGUGCCACUGAAUACCACGGAAAUUAUUAAGAAGAAGCGGGAUAAACAGACUUUGACCAAAGAAGAAAUCCACUACUUUGUGAAAGGUGUAACAGAGGAAAGCAUCCAAGACUGCCAGAUAGGUGCUAUGCUGAUGGCCAUUUGUCUACAAGAAAUGACAAAGGAGGAAGCAGUGAAUCUGACCCAGGAGAUGAAAGUGUCUGGUGUCACCCUGCAAUGGCCGAAGGAGUGGUCCAGGUUGGUAGUUGACAAGCAUUCGACAGGAGGAGUCGGGGACAAGGUCAGCCUUGUUCUUGCACCAGCACUGGCCGCAUGCGGUUGCAAGGUUCCAAUGAUCAGUGGGCGGGGCUUAGGGCACACUGGAGGCACACUGGAUAAACUGGAAUCUAUCCCAGGAUUCAACAUUAAGAAGACUCCGGAAGAGAUGAAGACUAUCAUGUCAGAGGUUGGUUGUUGUAUUGUCGGGCAGACAGCUGAGCUGGUGCCAGCUGAUAAGAAGCUUUAUGCCAUCAGGAAUGUGACAUCGACAGUGGACAGUGUGCCUCUCAUUGCAGCCUCUAUCAUAUCAAAGAAAGCAGUGGAGUCCCUUCACUGUCUGAUUCUGGAUGUGAAGCAUGGAGAAGGAGCUUUGUUCAAGGAGAUCGAUAGAGCAAGAAAGCUGGCAGAAUACCUGGUAGAUGUUGGAAAUCGCUUGGGAAUUCGAACAGUUGCUGUUCUCUCCAAAAUGGAUAAUCCCAUCGGGAGGUGUAUUGGGAACUCAUUGGAAGUCAUUGAAUCUAUUAAAUGCCUGAAGGGGAAUGGACCCAAGGACUUGGAGGAACUGGUCACUUACUUAGGAAGCCACCUGCUGUAUCUGUGUGGAAAAGCUGAGAGCUCCGAGGUCGGAGAAGAGGCCAUCAAGGAUGUGUUGAAGAAUGGCACUGCCCUGGGCAAGUUCCAAGCCAUGCUAGUGGCCCAGGGAGUGACGACUGACUUGGCCAGGGCCCUGUGUCAGGGGAAAGAGAUCCUUAAACGUGCCAGGAAACAGGAAGAACUGAAGGCCGAGGCCGAAGGGAUAAUUCAGGCAAUCCACUCUUUGCCAUUAGCCAAGGUACUGCAGGAACUAGGAGCAGGACGCAAUCAACCUGAAGAGCCAAUCAACCACAGUGUUGGCAUAGAACUUCUGAAAACUGUGGGUGACAAGAUCAACAAAGGCGAUUCCUGGAUUAGGGUCCAUUUGGAAGAUAGUUCCCUCAGCGAAGCACAGAAGAUUCGUCUCCAGAAAUCACUGGUCAUCGGAAAAAUGUUUAAAGGUGUUUCCUUGGUUACGGACAUCAUUGAAGCAUAGUUGCAGGAACAAAAAAAACAUGAAUGCACAGUUUAAAAGACAAACAAGGGUCCCCCGCAGUUGGCUACUCCAGCUCCUCCUGUGCGGCCUGUCCAGAACGCUUUGGCUCAUCCACCAUCACUGAUUAGUGGUCACUCGCUGAUUAGUGAGCUGACCUGGAAUGCUGCAGACAUAAAAGCACUGAUGCGACAUAAUAUAUCCAUGAAUCUCUGUGUACCAACAUUUCUUACAAGUUACCAUGGCUCCUUACUGUCAGCUGACUGCAUCUUGCUUAGUGUUGGACAAUAAAUGUGUGAAAUACCAA